AUGAGACCGACCCAAGCCCUUUCCGUCGGCCGCUAUCGCCAUCUCAAACUUACCACCAAAGACGUCGGCAAGGGCUUCUACAAGGGAAACAGAACUGGCUCAAUGGGUCGCCACACCAAACACGGAGGAUACGUAAUCGAGUGGAACAAAGUCCGGACAUAUGCUGUUCCCCCAAACCUGAAAGACUUCAAGCUUACGCCGUUCGUCAGUCGCCAAGUUCGAGAAGUACCUGGUGACUACAAGGGUCUGGAAAAGGGACCCCAAGAUCCGUAUUUCUAUGUUGAGCAGUGGAAACGCUACAAUGGCGUGGACUAA
This is a messenger RNA of Metarhizium robertsii ARSEF 23, 315 nucleotides long. RefSeq names its product 50S ribosomal protein YmL27. Bases 1 to 315 code for a protein of 104 amino acids. Gene Ontology annotation, cellular component: mitochondrial large ribosomal subunit. NCBI's taxonomy places the organism in Eukaryota, Fungi, Ascomycota, Sordariomycetes, Hypocreales, Clavicipitaceae. Gene Ontology annotation, molecular function: structural constituent of ribosome. Gene Ontology annotation, biological process: translation. The record is from RefSeq and is a predicted model, not a curated record. The transcript is spliced from 2 exons.